Molecule: messenger RNA, 2591 nt
Organism: Leptopilina heterotoma
Lineage: Eukaryota; Metazoa; Arthropoda; Insecta; Hymenoptera; Figitidae
Gene: pip
Product: heparan sulfate 2-O-sulfotransferase pipe
Exons: 8
Coding region: 733-1953 (406 amino acids)
Cellular component (GO): membrane
Molecular function (GO): sulfotransferase activity
Source: RefSeq, a predicted model, not a curated record
AAAAUAAAGAGCAAAGAAAAUAAAAAAGGAGAAAAUACAAAGUAGAGAAAAUAAAGAGCAAAGAAAAUAAAAAAAAAACAGAGAAAAUACAAAAAGAAAGAAAAUUAUAGCCACAAAUUAUUCAAAGUAUUAAGACAUAGAAUACAAAUUGCAAAAAAGCAAAACCAACCUCAAAAAAAUGUCAUUCUAUAAAAGAAAGUAAUUUUCUGCAAUUAGAAUUAGCAAAACUAGAAAAAGAAGCAGCAAAAAAAGUUACUUAAUGGCAUGAAGUUGCAAAGGAUACGGAGAAGGUAUAUAAUUUUUCUCAGGAAGUUAUGAGACGUAUGUGAGUUUUUUUUCCUUCCUUUUUUUCAUCAUAAUCAUCAUUAUGCAGCGAUGACACCAAACAUGAAACGAGAGACAAAAAACGAAUUGCGAUGGGACAAUAAACCCAGAAUGAUAGUGCGUGUUACACGAAACAUAAACAAUUAUCAAAAGUAAAUAAUCAAGGGGGACUUGGAAAUUUUUUCUUCCUCUUUUUCUUCUAUAAAACAAUAUUGAUGGAAAAUAAUCUUCUUGUUCAUCGUGUCUGUGGGACGUUAUUAUCUAUUAAAGAUCGGGAUUCAACUUGUUGAACAAUAUUUGUUGUUUGUCGUGUUAUUUUCUUUUAUGGGACGCGAUUUAAUCGUUACAAGAAAAUCAGUUUGGUGGUUUGGUGAACGUUAGGAAAACAAAAACUAAAUUAGCGGAAAAAUGAUUGUUAAAAAUAAUGGUCUUUGGAUGAGGCAGAGGCGACUUGGUAUACCGAAAAGGACCAGUGAGCUUGUGGCAUUAGUGGCCUUGUCAACAACUUUAUUUCUCUUUCUACACACAAGAGAUCUUCAUUCUCGACUUCGAGAAAUGGAAGUACGUCUUCAGCCGGGAGAAGAUGAUUCACUAUCAGCCAAUCAAGUCUCAGCUGAAGGAGUUCAACUUGGCUCAGAACCAAGUGGAAUCGUUCAUUACACGAACGUGCAGCAAGCGAGCACAGAAGUGAUCAGAAGAAAUGAAUACUUGGAUAUUAGUGCAUUAAACAACACAAAGAGAGCAAAGAAGAAUGUACUAUUUUUUAAUCGUGUGCCAAAAGUUGGUUCCCAAACAUUUAUGGAACUUAUGAGAAGACUAUCAUUGAGAAAUGGAUUUUCUUUCAAUAAAGACAGAAUUCAAAGGGUCGAAACGAUACGUCUUGCUCCAAUCGAGCAGUUGCAACUUGCAAGAAUGAUCAGCAAUUUUUUGGAACCAUCCGUAUAUGUAAAACACGUGUGUUUUACAAAUUUCACCGAAUUUAAUCUACCUGAACCGAUUUAUGUGAAUAUGGUACGAGAUCCGGUGGAACGAGUGAUAUCAUGGUACUAUUACGUGAGAGCACCCUGGUACUAUGUCGAGAGAAAGCAAUUCUUUCCGGAUAUUCCUCUACCCGAUCCGGCAUGGCUAAGAAAGGAUUUUGAAUCCUGUGUAUUAAAUGACGAUCGCGAGUGUAAAUAUCUCGAAGGCGAGAUUCACGAGGGAAUCGGCGAUCACCGAAGGCAAUCACUUUUCUUUUGCGGCCACAGCGAUAAGUGCAUGCCAUUUAACACUGUGGGAGCACUUGAAAGAGCAAAAACCUCUCUGGAAAAACAGUACGCAGUAGUUGGAGUUCUGGAGGAUUUAAAUACCACAUUGGCAGUUUUAGAAAAUUAUAUUCCAUUAUUCUUCGAAGGUGCUACCGAAGUUUAUAGAGAUCAAAUAAAUUCCUUUACAAGAAUCAACAGAAAUUCAUUUAAGCCACCAGUGAGCGAAGAAGUCAAGGAAUUAGUAAGAAGAAAUUUUACUCGUGAAAUCGAAUUUUACCAAUUUUGCAAACAACGUCUUCAUAAACAAUAUAGAGCUCUUAAAUUAGCGAAUAAAUUAACUUCUGAUGGACGAAAAACAAUGAAUGACAAAUCAGUAUUUUAAAUAUCUGAUGAUCGCCAGUAUUAGAAGAGGAAAGAAAACAACAUGAAAAAUUUAUCUUGCCUAACCAAAUACACGGAACAAUUUCUCAGAUUUUUCUUAAUAAAAGAAAAAACUAGAAUCUAAUUUCCUGAAUUAUUCUGAUAAAAUUUAAAAACCAGUAUGACGACAAAUAAAUAAUCGAAUUUUUCUUUAAAAAAAAGCCUCUGAAUGUAGAUUAAAAUGUAGAUAAAAAAAAAGAAGAAUUCUGUAUUCUAAUUUAAUAUUCGUUUCUAAGUAUAUUCCUAAUGUUUAAAAACAAUUAAUUAUGUGUGAUUUAGUUUUUAGGCUUAUAUAAGAUAUUAUAAUAAAAAUAGAGGCAUUAAUAUAAAAAACAAUGCUUUUUGAAAUUUAUAUAUGCAUAUAGUGUAAAAAAAAUUAGAAAUUAAGCAUAGUUAAUAAAUGGGAUGUAUUUUUUUAAUAAAAAAAAAAAAAAUUGUUGACGCCUGAGAAGACUCAUUGUCACGACUGAAUCUAAUGUUACAAACUUUUCUUCGAAUUAUAUGAAAAUAUUCUAUAUAAAUAUGAAUAAUUGUUGAACAAAGAGCUUUUUGUUUCUAAUAAUACUAAGAUCGAUAUUUUUUUUUAUCAGUGAUAACGUU